Molecule: messenger RNA, 1446 nt
Organism: Prorocentrum cordatum
Lineage: Eukaryota; Dinophyceae; Prorocentrales; Prorocentraceae
Source: the annotation of a GenBank genome assembly
AUGUCGGGGGUGAAGCACGUGAAGCAUCGGAUCACCAAGAAGGCCAAGGGCAUUGCGCUCAGGCUCGCGGAUAUCAGCAAGCACGUGGCCUCCAAGGACGUGUACGAACACGACCUGGCGAAAUUCAUCAUGACUUUCGAGGGCGGCAACCCGCCCGACAACUACACAAUCAUUGCCCCAUGCUGCGGCCUGGAGACGGCCACGAUUGCGUUCAAUGAGGCCCCGUGGAUGGACAUCAAUGUGAAGAGCCACUGCUACGAUAUGGAGCCCUGGUUGUACGACCAGGCAGUCUUCGCGGCCGACGGCGAUGCGUCGGGGGUGCACGCCCCUUCGGAUUUCACGCAGGCCGCGACGCACGCCGAGGACGCUGCCGAGGUUGCCUCCCGGCCUGCCGUUGACGCCGCCGCCGAAAACGAAGAACGCGAGGGCCGUCCUCUUGAGGCAGAAUCGUUACUCAGCGUAGGUCGGAGCCCUCGGCCGCUCAUAUUCCUGCAGGUCAAGGCCGCGUCCGAUCGGGCCGACCAGCUCUACCAGGAGCUCGACCGCGCGCUGAUCGAGGUGUUCGACGAGAAGUUCUUCGAGGGCUGGGGCGGCAGCGCAGGUCACCUCCUGCUGGCGACCAUCGAGGGGCUGUUCCCGGAGCGCGGCCGCUGCGGGCCCGCAAAACUGCCGCGUGCCAACCGCGCCCUCCAGGGCUGGGGCCGCCUGGCACCCGGGCAGCCGCGCCUGCCCGAGGCGCGGCCAGCGUGGGCGGCGGUGAUGGGCGAAUUAUUGAAGAAGGGCUGCCGCGCGAUGGCCGCCCAGGUCAUGGCGUCGCUGGUGACUACGGGCGACCAGGUUUUGCGCCCAACCAAAGUUGGCUUGCACGAGGGCGCCGCUCUCUGGGGCAAGGAAGAGACCUGGACCACGCAGAUGCUUCGCCAGCUCGUUCGGGGCAAGACAGGAGACGAGGCGGUGUUCACCUACGCGUGCGCGACGUAUCUGAAGCAGAGUAUGAAGGGCGUGUUCUUGGACGGAAGGCUGCCUCCCGCCCCGCCCGCAGUUCCGUGGUCUGGCAAUCGGAGGACAUCCACGCGGGCGGUGGAGGCCCGCGAGGAGCCCGACUUCCACGAGGCUCCCGGAGUGGUGCUGUCGGAUGCUGCCGACGACGAGGACAGGUGGACUGUCGAGGUGACCCGGCGGGGGGACGUCUACAGGCUCUCCGUGCCGGCCGCGGGCCUCCUCUGGGGCGGCGCCGAGGUGCGGGGCGCCGGCGACGACCGCCUUCUCAAGGGGCAGACGGGCGUCCUGGUUGACGACCGCCCCGACCGCGACAGUGGGCUAUGGCUCGUGGACGUGCGCAGGACGCUGGCGCUGCUCCCCGAGUGCCUGCGGCCGCCGCCGCUGGCGCGACGGCGGCCGCGCUGUGGCUGCGGCGGGGGGCGCCCGUGGAGAUCUCGGGGCUGA